Messenger RNA from Closterium sp. Naga37s-1, 165 nucleotides. The record is from the annotation of a GenBank genome assembly. Lineage: Eukaryota; Viridiplantae; Streptophyta; Zygnematophyceae; Desmidiales; Closteriaceae.
GUGCAAAUGCCUGUCUGCGAUGGCCUACAAGCAACCAGGAGGAUUCGUGAAUACGAGUCUACGACAAAUCGCCACACUCCCAUCAUUGCUAUGACAGCGCAAGCCCUUAUAGGAGACGGAGUGAAGUGCAUAGAGGCAGGGAUGGACUCGUACAUGAGCAAACCU